GACCCUUCUCGGCCACCGUACUGGUUCUUGUAAUGUAAGCUAACAGCUAAUGUUUACGUACUUUGUCAACAUGGCUGGGGACUUGCAGAGUUUAGCGCUGGAGAAAGCCGAGCUGCUCUCCAUCCGUUUGAAGGAACUCGUGUAUUCGGGACAGGGCUUUGUCCAGGCCCRGUUCGGCGUGGACCUGGGUCUGAAGCCCGAGCUUUACCCGACCUGGGUCAUUCUGUCCACGGCUGCCGUCGGUCUCCUGCUGCUGCUCGUCGUUUCCUGGGCCGCUGUCUGCGUCUGCGGGAAGAAACGGGGGUCCCCGACCCCGGCCGACCGACKCAGCGGCGAGGGGGAGCCUGGCAAGGCCGACCUUAUCAGAAGUGUCAAACCGGAGGAGAACAAGAAGAGGAGCAGGAAAAAAGCGUCCGAAAAGAAGACUCAGUCCAAUGGGCAGCCUGGGGUCGUGGCUCAAGAGGAAUUCAAACYGACGGUGGCGGCUUCCAAAAUAUCCCUACAGAUUAAAUCUGGGAAGUUACAUGAGGUACAGGCCCCAGUUCAGGUGAAAAAGAACAAGAAGAAAACCAAACCAGACGUGAAACCAGUUCAACAGUCGUCCACAAAUGAUGGCAGGGAGCCCGAUGAUGGUGUGUGGGAAACCAAAGUCAGCAACCGAGAAAAGAGGCAACAGCGCAGGAAGGAAAAAAGCUCUGAGGAUUCAGGAAGCUCAGGAGGUGCAGAAGCUCCAAAAGCCAACGUGGAGCCACCUGUCGCCCUCAAGAGGAACAAAGGAAACCAUGAGAGCCAACGAUCCAGAGCGACCAAGAAAGGCGAUGCAGCCGGUGGAGCUGGUAAAAACAAUGCAGCUUCCUCCACAUGGAGAGGCGAGGCUCCAGUCAGUGACGGCAGCUGGACUGAUGUUUCCUUGAAAGUCGCAGCUCAGAUGGGUUCUAUGGAGGGAACAAAGUGGACCCGCACACCUGCAGCUGCACAUUACAGAGCUCAGACCAAACCUCAGCCCUGGGCUCAGGAGCAGCCAGCAGCAGCAGCAGCAGCAGCRUGGAGCAGCAUCGAAGCCGACGCUCAGAAAACAACCGUGUCCUUUUCCGUGCUGGGAAGAAACACCACAGACUCGGUAUCAAAUUCAGCUGAGCUGCCKUGGACGAACCGCCCAGAUGUUGAUGAUGAAUGGUCAGGAUUCAAUGGGGUGGCAGCAGCAGAUCCCUCCUCUGAUUGGAACGCUCCAGUAGAGCACUGGGGAAACUACGAGGAAGCACCUGUGCUGAUGGCUGCAGCUUCUCUGCUGAAGGACCAGRCUGCCCUCAUUAAGUUAUCGGAUGAUGAGAAAGACACAGAGGAUCCCUCAGGAGGGGCAGCUAAAUUGAAAAAGAGGAGGAAAAAAAAGAAGAAAUCCGAAGAGGAGCCUGCAUUGGAUUCUCAGGCCCAGAACCAAGCUCCCACAGUCAGUGCGGUAACCAAAACUCAAGAGCUCCCGGCGUGGCCCUCARAUUUAAAAAGUACCAACAUGUCGCCGUCUCAGAAGAAGACGGCGGAGCCUCUGAAACCCUCUCAGAAGAAAAAGGUUAGAAGGGAAACUUGAAUUGACCUUCCAAGUUCACACAAAGCUUAUGCAAACGAUUGUUUUCAAAUUAUCACGAGCAAUAAUCGACCAGGUACGGCAUCCAGUUUCCUCAGUUCCAGCGACGAACAGAAAGCAAGCAGCAGACGUGAGCUGCUGAGAUGAAUACUGACAGAAAUGUGGUCCUAUGGACUGAAAAUAGGACAGAUUUUGCACUAUUUGCUACCGAAGUGGAGUUUUUAAACGAGGUAUAAGUUUAAUAGUUACAAAAACUUUUUUUUUUUUAUUUAAAGCAUUUUUGUAACUAUUAACCCAAAAUUAUAAAACGGGUUUUAUUUGUAUUUUUUCCCUUUUUUUAAUUUAUUUUGUUGUAGAAAUUGUUUCAUGUUUUUAACCCUCAGCUGAUGCAUUUUGCUUUGUUUGCCGUCCUGCCACCUCGUUCAUGAUGCGCCAAAAUGCUCUGAAGGUGAAAGGGUAGAUUUGGGUUGAGAUUUAUCAAAAAAAAAACUCGUGCUAUGUUCACCUACAGAUGCCAAAAUAUUUUUUUUCCUGUAAUAAAUAUGAAGUGACACUUCUCAUGGAGCAGCUAUAUACCAUGAAGGACUCUACGGUUUUUGCUGAGACUGAUGAAACUUAUUAAUCCCAACGUAGAUUAAAUUUAAACUAAUAUAUGAGCAUUGUUUGAAGUAAUGUCUUGUUGGUAUGAUAUUUGUUUUUGAAGGAAUCUGUGCACAAAUCUUUAUUUCUGGGAGAAGCGCCCAUAAAACCUCAUAUGAACACCAGAUUUAAGAAACACACUAUUCGUUAUUUUAGCCCCAAGAUCUUUUAUUUUGACAUCUGUGAGUAAAAACAAAAAGCAUAAUAGCACUCUGUCAACAUCUAACAAAUGUAUUCUAUUAUAUAACACUCUGUGGAAUCAAAACAGCCAAAUUGCUUUUUAUUUUCAGAAGGAUUGACAGCUUUGGUUUGAGUCUAAAUAAACUUUAGAUGUAGGUUAAUCUGUCCGUUCGAUAUUGAGCAGUUUAUUUUAAUUUUAAAGUUGUUUUGGGAUAAAACGAAUCUUGUAUAUUUAUAUACYUUAAGACCGCAGUAACUGAUAUCAACCACCAGGUGGCACUUUAAUCUGAAAUUUAGAUUUUUAUGGGAUGACAUGAUCAAACAGUAAUUUUAAUUGGUGUCCUGUUUUUAAUCAUUUUUACUAUAGCUAUAUUUAUGGAUUCUAAUCAGCUUGUUUGUUAAUUUUUAAUGAUUUAUUCUGCACUCCAGCUUUUAUUGUUUUUUCAGUUCCAUGCUAGAAAAAGCCAUGCCGUAUGUACAGAUUGUAAGGGCUUUUUCCAGUUUUGUAACUGCACUGUGCAAAAAAAAAAAAGAAAAACUGUACAGAGUUCAGUUUUAUUGUGAAUGAAAUGUUUUUUUUUAUUACCUUUCAUGAGGGAUAUGAAACCUGAUUUUUAUUAAAGUUUAUUCCUGACUUUAUGGUGAGGCUGUUAAAUAAGAUUUAUAAUUCUGAAUUCAACUUGAUUUUAAAAAUAUAAUUACACACAUUUAAUAUAUGCGUUUGAAAGGAGUUUAAUUCCUUUGCCUUAAAUAGAAUAGAAAGUUCAUCCAGUUUUGAUGUCAGAAUUGAAUUAAUUUUGCAUGACUUUGUUAAUAACAAGUCUGUACGUAAAAGAAGACCAGUCUUACUGCUUUACCUGUUCUUGGUUUUAGAGAACCACAAUAUUGUAACAGCUUUGUCAGGUGACGCUCUUCUCACGGGGCAAAGAGUCUUACGGUGUCAAAUCAACUGGUGGUGAUAAUUGUGAUAGAUUUGUUUGUUUUUUUAAGCGAUGUUUCACUAUGGCUCCAGGUGCCCUUUUGUUCACUUUGUACUGAUGAAAACAAUGAUUUAAUGUAUUUAUAGACUUGUCUCUAAUGGGUUUUUGUGAAUGAUUUUAAUCAGAGACGUGAAACUGAUAUUUCUAUGUUUGUUUGACAUAGAAUUAAAGGGYAAAUGCUUGA
Austrofundulus limnaeus is the source of this 3565-nucleotide messenger RNA. It is a transcript of the gene mtdha, whose product is annotated as metadherin a. Gene Ontology annotation, molecular function: transcription coregulator activity. Lineage: Eukaryota; Metazoa; Chordata; Actinopteri; Cyprinodontiformes; Rivulidae. Gene Ontology annotation, cellular component: nucleus. Gene Ontology annotation, biological process: positive regulation of angiogenesis; positive regulation of canonical NF-kappaB signal transduction; negative regulation of apoptotic process. The transcript is spliced from 12 exons. The coding region runs from base 50 to 1585 and encodes 511 amino acids. The record is from RefSeq and is a predicted model, not a curated record.